AUGAAAUCAUGCAUAAAAACAAUCAUCGCUUUUCUUUAACUAAAACCAAAAUCACUCCACCGCUAAAACCAAAACCCUUCCCACGUUCUACGACUUCUACCUCUUCCUUCCUUCUCCCACCACGAUUUACACGGUUAAGGAUCUGUUCCCAAUUGAAUUCAAGAGUUUAAUUCCAAUCCGAAAUUUCUCAAAUCCAAAUUUAAAGAUUUCACUUCAAUCUAAAUCCAGAUAUUUUCGUAUUUAUCUUCUUCUCCAGCGAUUGUCUCUCGGCGGAGAUUAAUAUCUGGCGAACAUUUUUCCCGGCUUCUUGUGGUUGAAUUAUCAAUUGGUUUCCCACCAUUACCGAUUUAGGAGUUUGUUCAGCAUCUAACACCUUCUCAAUCGAGUGUCCUGCACAAGGAAAAAGAAAUUGGAGACUCAAGUGAAGCAGACUAGCAGAGUAUGAGAAGGCUAACAACAUAAAUGAUGAUGAUGAUGAUGAUGAUGAAGAUGAAGAUGAAGAGGAUGCCACAAAAAUCCGCACUCCUAUUCGCUUGAUAAAGCGUCGAUAACUGACUAACUGGAGAAUCAGAUGACUAUGGAGCUAUUGGGUGAUCUUUGUUUUAUCUGGCGGAUGCUUAUCUUCAUUGAGUGAGUGAGAUGCUUGAAUCUGUAGGGCAUGAAUUCAUGGAGGAGUUUAUCCAUUGUUUUGAUUCCAUCUUGGCAGCUAAUGGUGUUCUUGUCCUACAGGAGAUGUUGUUUCUUCUUCAGUUUAUAUCAAUACGUGAUGAGCGAUAUGAUGAAUACAGGAGAAGCUCAUAUUUCAUUAAGGAAUAUAUUUUCCCAAGCGGAUGCCUACCUUGCUUGAGCCGAGUAACAUCAGCAAUGGCUGCUGCGUCCAGACUUAGUGUUGAACACAUAGAAAAUAUUGGGAUACACUACUAUAAAACAAUCAGAUGUUGGCGAAAAAAUUUCUUGGAGCAUCAGAGCAAAAUUCUUUCACUCGGGCCAUAAAUUUCUACUUGAAGGCUGAUGUUGACUCUUUGAAGGCUGCAAUCAGCUCUGUUGUUGACGUGAUGCAGGCGAUCUUGUUGACGUGAUGCAGGCGAUGGGUUCCUGUAUCUGUUCUGUGCUAUCAAAGGUUAGUUGAAGAUCAUCAAACUACUUAUAAUUAAUAAUAACGAGAAUUUGACUACAAAGAUAAGGAAAUUAAUAGAACUAUUUUAGUUUCAUUUCUAUCAAUUUUGUUCUUUUCAUGAACAACUUUUAUGGAUUUACUACCAAGGAAGUUGGACUUGUUGAAUUAGAUAAAGGAAACUACAGUUUGUUGGUUUCUUACUGGUGAUGAGUUUGUGGGGUAGGUUUCAUGGGAUUUAUCUCCUGCCAUUUUAAGGUAAAUAUCCCGAGGGAGUUUCUUUGAAACUUGUCUGAAACCUUGUGUUCAACCUUCUAGUACAAAUCAUUCACUAUAUAUAACGAAUUGCAUAGGCUGCCUAUUCUUGGAACUACUCGAAUAUUUGAAGAUGGUAUGUAUUUUUCUUUGUUCAAUUAAGCCUAGACAUUAUUAUAUGCAUUGUCACUAAUUAUGUUAAUUUUUUCAUUUUGUAGUACUUUCAUGAUUGCAAUGUUCCGAAUUAUGAUCAAGGAAAAAUUGAUGAAGUCAGAGCUCAAUGGACGCGUCAUGUUCUUCUCGUGUGAAUAUUGUGAUGUAUUAAUUAUGUUUUUCGACUAGAAUUUCUCUAGAACGUUUUAAUUUUAGUUUAUUGGUUUGAAUUAAAAGAAGUACUAUAUGACAAGGAUACUUCUUUCUGUUUUCUAGUUUGUUUUUAUUCUACUGUGUAUUUAGGCAUAUAUGAUUUUAAGUUAUGCACGAGACAUCGACGUUUAUUUGAUAUGAUAGAAAUGAAGUUGGAUCUUAUAUAUAUGUAUUCGAUUUGA
Spinacia oleracea (spinach) is the source of this 1917-nucleotide messenger RNA. RefSeq lists its product as uncharacterized. The record is from RefSeq and is a predicted model, not a curated record. The transcript is spliced from 7 exons. Lineage: Eukaryota; Viridiplantae; Streptophyta; Magnoliopsida; Caryophyllales; Amaranthaceae. Gene Ontology annotation, molecular function: methyltransferase activity. Bases 640 to 993 code for a protein of 117 amino acids.